Blepharisma stoltei is the source of this 1138-nucleotide messenger RNA. Lineage: Eukaryota; Ciliophora; Heterotrichea; Heterotrichida; Blepharismidae. The record is from the annotation of a GenBank genome assembly.
AUGGCAGGGAAAGCAAAUGCAAAAACAAUCAAGAAGCAGCCAUCCAAACCUUCUGCACCAAAGAAAAUCUCUAAAAAGGUUCCGAAUAAUGAUGUUGACCUGAACCACAACAGAGACCAGAAUGAUCCUCUCCCAAUCCCAAAAGGUGACACGCCUUAUGCUUUAGCCAAACUUGCUGAAUACAAAGAGCGAGAUCUGGAUAAAGCUGAGCAUUUCUACAAGAUUUUCCCUAAAUAAACUAUUACUAUAAUAAGCCAAAUUACCAAUUUAUAGACCAUAUAUAAUUAUUUGUAAAAUUCAUUAGGCAAUUUAAAGAGAAUUCUAUACAAGCUAACAAUAGAAAGUGGAGAGCGCUGCGAAAGCGCCAUCAAGGACUUGGCAAGUCUUCUCCACCAGCGUGGAAAAACGCAAGAAGCUUGUGACUUAUUAGACAAAUAUAGACAUCUGUUUAAAAAUGAUGCAGAAAGGUUCGAAAACCUUUACAACACUUUAAAAAAACAAAUAGUUACCACGGGCAACUGUUUGAAUAAAAGUCUGAAGCUUUCCGGUCUUAAAAAGGAAGAUAACAGUGAUUUUGUUUACUCACUGUUUUCCAAUACGCUACGUAUUUUAAGCGUUAAAUUGGGGACCGAAGAAAUUGGGACUAAAGAGGGGUAAUCUUUUUAAUGAAAAAUAGACUGAAAAUUAUAAAUAAUUGUUAAUAUACAGUAUUUAGCUUAGAAAGUAUAUACUGAAACAGAUCAAGCUUGGCUUAAUUCCAUUUAAAUAUUAAAGACCUUGAUGUUAGUUUUUUAUAGCAUACUAUGCGAUCCUUGAAUUCAGCAGCCAUUCUUCAGCAAGAAAAACUCUAGAAGGAUUUCACCACUGGGAUGAAUAUAAAAUUGAGUGAAUUGACUACAGCGGAGAAGUAGCUGGUGAUGCUCAUUAUGCAAGACAUAAAAUGGAGGAAUACAGGAAACACCAUCCUACGUUCGAGUAUAAAGUUUUCGAUAGAGAUCCAAAGGGCUAUGUCCUCAGCAUGCCGAUUGAUGGAAUUGGGCUUAAGUGCAGAGAAAUGCUGAACGAUGACGAGUUUAACGUGAAGCAAAUGUUGGGAUUUUCACUGUUCUCCACGAUUUUUGAGGGGUCAGUGAAUUAA